AUGGGUGGGACUACGGAUUCACGAUAUAAAGGUGUACUAAGAUAUAAUUCUUUCUUUUGUGAGAGACAAGAGAAAAGGAAAGAAACCCAUGGCCCCAGAAAGGAAAGAGAACCGAGAGUUUCCAAGCACAAGAAGCAUGCAUGUUCUAAAAGGAGGUUUGAGCCUGACCAAAAGAAGGGAUUCAUGAAGAAGCAGAAAACUUUGGAAUCAAAGUUAGCAGAUCUUAAGAAAGAAAUGAACCACGAGGAAUUGCAGGAAUACCAAGAAAAGCUGGGACAAUUGGAACAGAACUUUGGAACAGACAUUUCUCGGGAGAUGGAGGCAGGAGCAGUGGGGAAGUAA
Messenger RNA from Theobroma umbraticum, 342 nucleotides. The record is from RefSeq and is a predicted model, not a curated record. Lineage: Eukaryota; Viridiplantae; Streptophyta; Magnoliopsida; Malvales; Malvaceae.